AUGAUUAGACUCAUUGGUUUUGGGUCGACUUCGUUGAUAUUGGCCCUUUAUUUGAAAAAGCUUGAUAUCCUGGAAUCGUAUAUCGGCUACUUCAUGACUAUUACCUUUUUGGGAGAUUUGAUAUCUUCGUUUUACUUGUCCUUGAUAACUGAUCAAAUCGGCAGGAAAAAGAUUCUUUUAUUAUGUUGUGUGCUUAUGGUUAUCACUGGAGCGGUAUUUAGCAUUGUUGAAAAUUAUUAUAUACUUUGCAUUGUUGCAUUUUUGGGAAUCUUGACUCCUUCGGGAGGUGAAGUUGGUCCCUUUAGAACUAUCGAACAAAGCUCGAUUGCUAAAUUGUGUAAUUCAAGUAAGGACAGAUCAGAUAUUUAUUCAUGGUAUACUUUCUUGGGAAUGUUUUGCGGUGCUUUUGGUGCAUUCAUUGCUGGGUUUAUUAUUGAUUUAACUCAAAAAUUUUGCAAUUUCAUUGAAUUGCAAAGUUUUAAAUCGGUGUUUUGGGUGUAUACUGGGUUGGCUGUGAUUAGUACUAUCUUGUGUUGUUUUAUUAGCCCCGAUAUUGAAGUUUCAAAGACAAAAAUCAAUGAUAAUAGUGACAUUGAGCCUUCAGAAACAAGUAGGUUGAUUGAAAGUGAAAUAACUCAAGAUGAACCAUUGGAACCAGUUAUGAAGAAGAGACUACUAUUUAACUUCCUUCCACAAAACUUAUCAUCUCAUACAUGUAUGAUAAUAUUCAAAAUCUCCCUUCUUUUUGGAUUAGACUCAUUUGCUUCAUCAUUGACUCCAUUAUCAUGGAUAUCCUUUUAUUUGAAGGCCAAGUUCAACAUCUCAUCAGGUUAUUUGGGCUCGGUGUUUUUCACCGUUGGAAUAAUUAGUGGAUUAACGUCACUUGGCUCAACAUCGAUGACAAAGAGGUUAGGUGCUGUAAUAACUAUGGCAGGAACUCACCUUCCUGCGUCUAUUCUCCUUGCCAUGAUCCCAUUACCACUGACUAUGGAAACCACUUUAGUGAUACUUAUUGCUAGAUCACUACUACAAUCGAUGGAUGUUGCGCCAAAGCAUGUGUUCUUAGCCACAUUGGUUGACGAUGAAGAUCGUACAGCUGUUUUUGGGUUUGUUAACGUUGUCAAGACUUUGGCCCAGAUUAUCGGUCCUAGUAUUGUUGGAAUUAUGGCAAAGGAUGGAUACCAAUGGAUAACCUUUAUUAUUGCUGGUAGUUUAAAGGCUAUUUAUGACUUGGGAAUAUUAUUCACGUUUAUAACCUACAAUAAACAUACAGAGUAUUGA
Lodderomyces oxycetoniae is the source of this 1281-nucleotide messenger RNA. RefSeq lists its product as uncharacterized. The transcript has a single exon. Gene Ontology annotation, cellular component: fungal-type vacuole membrane. NCBI's taxonomy places the organism in Eukaryota, Fungi, Ascomycota, Pichiomycetes, Serinales, Debaryomycetaceae. Bases 1 to 1281 code for a protein of 426 amino acids. Gene Ontology annotation, biological process: transmembrane transport. Gene Ontology annotation, molecular function: transmembrane transporter activity. The record is from RefSeq and is a predicted model, not a curated record.